AUGAGCACCGCGCUUACCGCCACCCUUCCCAGGGCCGUCAUUGACCUCACAGGCGACGCCGCAACGCCUCCUCGUCGAGGCUCGUUGCGACCACCGCCGCCGCCGCAGCAGCAGCAGGGCCAGAUCGUCAACGGCGGACGACGGGCUCCGUGCGACGAGCCGCCUGCCAAGCGACGGCGUUCCGAGCAUGGGGCCUCUGGCAGGCGAAGUCUCAGGGCCUGCGUCCAGGAGCAGAUCCUCCCCCACGUCGUCCAGGCGGUCGAGUGCCUCUCGAGGGAGCAAUAUCGCGUUGAUGAUAUCGCCGUUCAGACCGUUGCAGCCCUUGCUAGGAGCUCGGCGUUUCGCAUUGUCGUCGACGAGGCCCACGCGUCACCACUGCCGCUGCCCCAGGCUCAAGCGGCCAUUGCCACGUCCAGUAUCAUCAACAAGUUGAAAGCGUUGCCGCAAUACCGGAUCCGCCCCCUGAGCUUCAUAGGCAGAGAAGCCACACACAAAGCCGCGAGGCCGAAGCCCUUGGUUGCCCAGCCAAACGCGCCUCGCGGCGGGUCGUGCGGCAUCCCCAAGCCGCGCGCUCAAAAUGCCCUGCAGGCACGCAGGCGUACGCGCGGGCAACCCACAGAGCCUUGGACAGGUGCAAAGUGGUUUCGGCUCGGGACGCGGCCCUAUCUGCCCGCCACCGAACGGGACUUGGUUGCCCAGGGGGCCAGGCAUCCCAUUCGUCCGCCCCAUGGCGUCCUCGAGUGGCCAUUUGUCUACCAUGUGGACUUUACACAAGACGAAAUCGGCCAGAUCUUCGCCCGCCUAUCCGAGUGCCUCCUGGCCGACGUCCCCCGGACCAUCGACUUCCUCACGGUGCUCUGCUAUGAGCACAACGUGGCCUCUAUCGUCGGUGAUGCCAUCCAGGGUCGAAGUGGUGAGGAUCUGCGCAACUUUUGCUCCGACCUGAUGGCAGGCCGAGCGGCUGCUCCGGACAAGAUCAAAGUGCUAUCACUAGAUCAGGACCUUCAUGAACAGCGGAGGGAGAAUCGACGCGUCAGCCGCAUCCCGUCGCUGCUCCUGGCGCGGGAGCUCGAGGGCAACGCUCGGUUCGGACGCUCCAGGCGGUUCGAAAACUUCCAGAACGAGUUCAAAAAGGCUGACGAGGAUGGCUUGGCUGUCAUUGCCGAGUUCACAAACUGCGCUGGCGAUCUCUCCGCCAUGUCGUGGGUCCCUGACGGCAACAUACUGUGCGGCACCACGGCCCAUUCUGACUCGCAUAACCAACAGUACAACAAGCUGGGCAACCUGCUGCUCUGCUCGACGUCGCGCGGCACGCUUCGCGCCUUUGCCGACCACCGCAUCCCGCGGCCGUUGGUUGAAAGCGGGGAGAACUCGACCGAGGCCAUGCGCCGCAGCCAGGACCCGUGGCUCUACACGUCGGUCGUCUCCUCCGACUACGACGAGGUACACGGACGGGCCUUUACCUCCGGCUUCGACAGGACGGUCAAAGUGUGGGCCAUUUCACAGGAUGGCGACUCCAUGGAGGCGAUGGCCACCUGGCACCACGGCGGCAACGUCAACUUUGUGGCGGCCGCCAAGGAUGGCUCCGGGCGCGUCGCCUCGGCGGCCGAUGUCCCGUCCGAAGCGGUCCGCGUCUACACGGUCCGCGCAGAUGACGUGGGCCAGAGCCCCUAUCAAGCCAUCUCGUGCUCGCGGACAGACGCCGCUGGAUCGGUCAAGUGGGCGUACUUCCCGGCCACGAUGCAGUGGGGGCGCGCGCCUGGGACCACUCACUUCCUCAUCGUCGGCUACUCGCCGCGGAGCCUCACCAACGACGACCAAGACAUUCCCGAGGACAAGAGAAACUCGGGGGAAAUUAUGCUGUGGGAUGCCGCUCGGGGCUGCCGGAGAUCCGUCAUGACGGCCACGACGGCCAACGUCUUCGAGGUGGCAUGGCACCCGACGCUGCAGCGCUUCAUCGUCGCCACGUCUCCCUCCGGGCUCAGCGUGGAGCACGGCGUCUGCACCCAGAUCCACCUCUUCCAGCUCGACCGCGAGCGGCAGGACGGCGCCUACCACGAGUUCCAGAAGCUCGACUGCCCCGCGGCCGACAUCAACGAGCUCACCUUAGUGCCCAACUCGCUGCGCCACGCCUACGUCACGGCGGCAUGCACCGACGGCAACGUCUACGUCUGGGACACGGCCCAGGGAGACGAUCCCAUCCACAUACUCAAGCACGGCUACCCCCUCGACGACUUUUCGUACGACCGCGAGAAGGAGGACACGGGCGUCAAGUUUACCGCCUGGGGCUCGACGCUCGACCGGCUGUAUACGGGCUCCAGCGACGGCGUCGUCAAGGUGUGGAACGUGCGGAACCGGCACAACCCCUUUGUGCGGCACCUGCUCGAGGCGCCGGGGCCAAUCUCCAUCGGCGCCUUUUCGCCAGACCAUUCCAAGCUGGCCAUUGGCGAUGCCACCGGGCGUCUGUUCCUGCUCUCGGUCGACAAGCGCGACGAGCACGAGGCGCACUUUGUGACGCUGCCCGGGUCUAAUCGUCGGGUUCGACGUCCGACGCCGUUUAUCCCGCACCCGGAACCGCCGCCGCCCCAAACGAAGAGCAACGACCCGGAUGAUAUGCAGGUGGACGGCGAGGACGACGACGUGGACGACGACGAGGCGGCGGAACACUCCAUUGCCGUGUACACUCGCCAGGCCUACCUCGACUCGGGCCAGCUCGUUCUUCACCCCAACCCCGUCGUCGGCGCCGUCCAAGGGCCCGAGUACGCGUCGACGGGCCUCUUCCGACCCGACGCGCACCUCGACGAGGACCCCGCGCGCCCGCUCCUGACCGAGUUCCAGCGGCUCCAGCGCCAGAGCCUGGACGCCAGCCACGGGAAGCGUCGCCGCUCGGAAAGGCGCCUCAAGAACCCCCCCCCUCUUGCCGCCGACGCCGACGAGGCGCAGCACGCGGCCAACUGCGCGCUGGACUUCGAGGGCCUGCGGUGGGACUUUGCCGACUUGUGGGAGCUGCUGGGGGACGGGGCCGUCAUGUCCGACGAUGGCGAGGAUUGGGGGUUUGCGUACGAGGAUGGGCCUGCGGGCGAGAGUGAGGGCGAGUGA
This is a messenger RNA of Hirsutella rhossiliensis, 3099 nucleotides long. RefSeq names its product WD repeat-containing protein. Lineage: Eukaryota; Fungi; Ascomycota; Sordariomycetes; Hypocreales; Ophiocordycipitaceae. Gene Ontology annotation, cellular component: TORC1 complex; TORC2 complex. The transcript is spliced from 3 exons. Gene Ontology annotation, biological process: TOR signaling; regulation of actin cytoskeleton organization. The record is from RefSeq and is a predicted model, not a curated record. Gene Ontology annotation, molecular function: protein binding. Bases 1 to 3099 code for a protein of 1032 amino acids.